GGUGCCGCGGCCUCAGCCCGGCUCGUGCGCGGGGAGGAGCGCGGGCGGUGCGGCCCGCUGCAGGUGACACGGGCGCCGAGAGGGCCGCCGCGGGCCAGUGGAGAUGAGGAAAUUGAAACACAGAUUACUUGAACCAGAUGAUGCCUGAAUGGUAGAACCAGGGUGCAGAAUUGCACAGUUUGACUUCAGAAUUUAUACUUGUAACUGCUGCGCUGUACUGGUCCUGCAAUAAGCUCUAAAAGAUGAGUCGUGGAUAUCCAGAAAACAACAAUUUCCUCAACAAUAAUAACCAAAUGGUAUUGGACAUGAUCCUUUAUCCAUUAAUUGGAAUCCCUCAGACCAUCAACUGGGAAACUGUGGCAAGGCUUAUGCCUGGAUUAACACCUAAGGAGUGUGCGAAAAGGUUUGACGAGCUGAAGAGCAGUGGGAGCUCACCUGUGGACAAUCAGUACAGCCCCUUACUGGCUGCUGGAGAGGGCCCUGUUCAGACGCUAGCCACCUACAUAAAGUCUUCCCUUCUGGACACGCAAGGAGACUUCCAGGAGACAGUGGAUCAAGAUACAGUCUCCAAAGCAGGAAGACAUAGUAUAGCUUCCACAAGGAAUUGCUCUUCAGAAAGUGAAAACUGUGCUGCCCGGAAUGCUGGAGAGGAGCCCGGAGAAUCUGCAGGGCCAAACAUGGUGAUCCAUGUGUGUGAUGAAGCCAAAGACCUCAAAGAGGACUUUAUCUGUCCCCGGGAUCUUCUGAUAUCAGAAAUGAAGUACUUUGCUGAGUAUUUAUCCAUGGACGCCCAGCGCUGGGAGGAGGUGGACAUUUCAGUUCACUGUGACGUUCACAUUUUCAACUGGUUGAUAAAAUAUGUUAAAAGGAACACUCAGGAGAGUAGAGACUGUGAAAUCCCAGCUUUAGAACCAGGAAAUGUCAUUUCAAUCCUUAUUUCUUCAGAGUUCUUGAAGAUGGAUUCAUUAGUUGAACAAUGUAUUCAGUAUUGCCACAAAAAUAUGAAUGCCAUAGUAGCUGCUCCAUGCAACAUGAACUGUAUCAACGCAAACCUUCUCACCCGCAUAGCUGAUCUGUUCACACACAAUGAAAUCGACGACUUAAAGGACAAAAAAGAUAAGUUCAGGAGUAAACUGUUUUGUAAGAAGAUUGAAAGACUGUUUGAUCCUGAAUACUUCAACCCAGAUUCUCGAAACAAUGCAGCAACAUUAUAUAGAUGCUGUUUGUGUAAGAAACUUUUAACCAGAGAAACGGAAAGAAGAAUUCCUUGCAUCCCUGGGAAAAUCAAUGUGGACCGACAUGGAAAUAUUAUCUACAUCCACAUAAGAGAUAGAACCUGGGAUGUACAUGAGUAUUUGAAUAGUCUUUUUGAAGAGUUGAAGUCUUGGAGAGACGUAUAUUGGCGCUUGUGGGGAACGGUCAACUGGCUGACUUGUUCAAGAUGUUACCAGGCUUUCCUCUGUAUUGAAUUCUCACAUUGUCAGUAUCACUCAGAAGUGGUGGUUUAUUCUACCACAGGAAAUUCACUGAGCACUGUGGGCACUGGAAUUUAUCCCUGCUGUAACCAGAAGGUUCUUCGCUUUGAUCCCACUCAGCUCAUAAGGGGCUGUAAAGUGAGGGACCACAUGGUUAUUCUUCAUGAUCAAGGAGAAAAUGAUGAUUUGCUUUCUUGUCCAACUACUAGAAUACUGGAGGAUCUGCACAAGCACAAAGAUGUCAUUGUUGUACCUUUUUUUAAAGAUGCAGUUAGUGAUCCUGGGGUUGGCUCCAAUGAUGAAAAAGGCCUGGAAUGUGAUGUUUUCCUGGACCCAAAUGCACCAUGGGGCCCCAAAAUUGGGGAGCUCAAUGCUUUCUUGUCACUGAAAAACUGGACCCUGCAGUUGAAACAACAGUCGUUGUUCUCAGAAGAGGAAGAGUACACCACUGGGUCUGAGGUCACUGAAGAUGAAGUCGGUGAUGAAGAAGAAGUGUCCAAGAAACAAAGGAAAAGGGAGAAGCCAAAGAAGUUUAAUAAGCAACCAAAGAAGCAGCUGUCCUCACCCUGUUCUCAAAAGAAAGAAAAGGUGCUGGAGAAGUCAACUUCUAGAGAUGUUUCUCCUUUCAUCGUGAGUGCGCAGAAGAAUAAGUGGGAUGCCACCAGGUCCCUGAGGUUCAACCAAGAUGCACAAAGAGAAGAUGAUCAGCGACGGAUGUCUGAAAUUACAGGGCAUCUGAUAAAAAUGAGAUUGGGUGAUCUGGACCGAGUCAAGUCAAAGGAAUCAAAAGAAUUUGCAGGAGGUAUUUAUUCUAGGCUUGAGGCACAAGUGAAAGCCUCUGUGCCUACCAGUGCCCGGCAAAACAGCUCGGACAAGAAUCCAAGUUUUACAUGCUUAUCUGUAAGUCAUCUGAGCCUGAACUGGUUGUUGCCUCUCUCCUCUGUGACUCUGGUGACAUUCUGAAUUUCCUAAUGCAGCCUGUGAUGGUUUAGGUAGCAAGUCAUUGCAGUUCUGUGUCACAGUCACUUACAUGGUUUUCAGACCAAUCUACUCAAUCUAUUUCAACAGACCCUCAAAAGUUAUGAUUGCUAGUUACUUAGAAGUAUCUUAAAAUUUCAUACAUUCAAGAAAAAAUAAAACUAUUUUAUAGAGCAUGUUUUAAUUUUUCCUAACCAGGUAGAUAACAUACUCAGGGAAAUUUUGUUCCAGACUGUAAACAUGUACUAAAUUAUGUGUUUGGAAAUUAUUUAUAGGUCUCUGAAGACCAUAAGAUGCAUGCUAUUUUUGUUUGUUUGUUUGUUUG
Acomys russatus (golden spiny mouse) is the source of this 2778-nucleotide messenger RNA. It is a transcript of the gene Sanbr, whose product is annotated as SANT and BTB domain regulator of CSR. The record is from RefSeq and is a predicted model, not a curated record. Bases 243 to 2438 code for a protein of 731 amino acids. Lineage: Eukaryota; Metazoa; Chordata; Mammalia; Rodentia; Muridae. The transcript is spliced from 22 exons.